UGCAGGUUUCGCACCAGUAGAGGACAACUGGGUAUCGACGAACACACGAGACUAAUCCACGGCAACACUCCGGCGCCCACUACUCCGUCGCCCACCGCUGCUAAACCAAGUGCUGUGGAGCGCAUUGAGGGUUCCCGCGGACUCCACUGUCCGUACACUAACUGUAAUUAUACGACUACUUCCGGGAAGAGUUUGAGAGCGAAUUUACAGAAACACAUCAAAAGAACGCAUCGGAAUAAACCAUUUAAAGGGAAUACAGUUAAAGUGAAUUUCGGACAAAAAGUUGGUUCCACUCAACAGAAAAUUAGCAGCUUUUUGAAGAGCAAACGCAUAGAGCGCUGCACUUUUAAUGGUUGCGACUAUACAACCAUUUGGGGCGUUGGGACUCUCAACAAACAUCUUCGGGCCAAACACGGCGUGCGAUCCAUCGCUUCACCAAAAACGGAGUCCAAACCACAGGCUUUUGGUUCUCCAACGAGACCUAAAACACAGAGCGUCCCAAACCCGACUCAAACUACAAGCAUUGCUAAGCGUUUAACGGCAUUACAGUCUCCCGUAAAGACCAAUGGACUGCCGUUGCGGUGCACUAAAUGCUCAUUUGUCACCCGAAACGGGUUUUACAAACUUAAACAACAUAUGGCAAUACAUUCCCGGGAAUUGCCCUUUAAGUGCACUAAAUGUGAUGCAAGCUUUGGACGACCUUCUGAUUUAACGAAUCAUCAAAAAAGUUAUCACAAAUCAGUUGCGGUGUCGACACCACAGCCCAAACGGAAUUACCAAAACAAGUGCACUGAAUGUUCAAAAGUAUUUCGCUGGCCAUCAGAUUUGAAGCGUCACGUCCUCUCUUCCCACAAGACUUCUCGACCCAAUACUUAUGGUAGAAAUGCCACCACUUUUGAGGAUUUAAAGCCAACGAUUAGCGAACAACACACGUGUCCUCACGACGAUUGCCGGUUCACUACCGAUGAUUUGGACGAUCUUCAGAAACACGUUGUCAUGCAUUACAUCAAAAAGGAAAAAGGGAUCAAAUUGUCUGACAUUGAAAUAGAAACGAGUGGAACGACAAGUGAUAACAAUUAUGUUGUGAAGCAAGAGUUUGGAUCAAAUGAAAGCAAACCAAAGUCUUCGCUUUCUCUAAGCAAACGAAUAAUGAAUUCGUUGUUCAAAUGCGAUGAAAAGGACUGUGAUUUUAGUUGCAAUAACUCCGAGGAAUGGGUUAAACACAACGAUUGGCAUCAAAGCAAAGAGAAGCCGCGUUUUAAAUGCAUUCGCUGUCAGAAGUCGUAUUCAAAACACAGUCAACUUAAGGCACACCAAAGAUCUAAACGACACGUCUCUUACGACUGCGAGUUUUGUCAGGAAAUGUUCAAAACACCGAAUCUUCGCGUCCAACACAUGAUAUCUGCACAGCAUAUGAGUAACGGAAGCGACCCUCACAUGACAAACACAGUCGUGGAGUCCAAGAGUCCGAACAAUCAUAUGUUUGGUUCGGAGUUAAUGAAUAUGUUAUCGAAACCGCAAAUCGAAACCAAUCCAACAAAUGCUAAUUAUUUUGCCAAAUGUCCGUACAUUAAGUGCCGCCAAAAAUUCAAAUUGCGAGCAGUUAUGACAUUUCACUUCAAUAAAUGCCAUAAGAAUAUCAAAGACGAGUCACUAAUUUGUUUGACUGAAGGAAUGAGUCGGUGUCCCGAUUGCGGCCAAGUGUUCAAUAAGAAGAGUAAUAUGAAACGACACCGAACUAAAGUCCAUAGAAACGACACAACACGGGAGGGCACGAGUCUUCUCAAGCCAUCCACUGAUAUGUUGACAAUCAAUCCCGAGAUAUUCAACGCAACGUUUCCGUCGUUAUCGUCGAGUCAAUCGCUUGAUCCGCAACCGAACAGCUAUUUUUGUCGCCGAAACGGUUGCGGCAAAUGGUUUGAUUCGCCGCUUCGUCUUCGGGAACACUUGAACGCCGAACACAAUCGAGAAAUUAAAGCCAAAGUGGAAGCACUUGAAACCGAGUCCGAAGACUUGGUCGACGACACAUCGCCUGAAGAGCUGGAAGAGGGCGUAUUGCCAGAGGACAUGGAAGAGGAGGGCGUAUCACCCGAAGAGGCGUACGAUGAAGACGACCACUCGACUCGUUGUGAUAUCUGUAAUGUGGAUUUGGGAAGCGCUCAGGGAUUGGAUCUGCACUUCAAAUACGUUCACUUUCAGGUCUCGGACGAGAGUGAGACGAUUGAAGAGAGCAUUAAACCAUUGCAACCAUUGGCUGAUCCAACUCCAGAAGUGGAGCAAAUAUUCGAGACAAUUGUCCCGCAAAGCGAUGAUAAUUACGAUAUGAUAACACUUGAUUGA
This is a messenger RNA of Medioppia subpectinata, 2340 nucleotides long. NCBI's taxonomy places the organism in Eukaryota, Metazoa, Arthropoda, Arachnida, Sarcoptiformes, Oppiidae. The record is from the annotation of a GenBank genome assembly.